Messenger RNA from Manihot esculenta (cassava), 3735 nucleotides. Its product is annotated as LRR receptor-like serine/threonine-protein kinase ERECTA. The coding region runs from base 589 to 3558 and encodes 989 amino acids. Gene Ontology annotation, biological process: protein phosphorylation. The transcript is spliced from 27 exons. Gene Ontology annotation, molecular function: receptor serine/threonine kinase binding; protein kinase activity; ATP binding. The record is from RefSeq and is a predicted model, not a curated record. NCBI's taxonomy places the organism in Eukaryota, Viridiplantae, Streptophyta, Magnoliopsida, Malpighiales, Euphorbiaceae.
AAUAAAAAUGUAGAGAGAGAAACUUAUCAGAGAGAGAGAGAAAGUUGCAGGUUUUAUUGCAGAGCUCUUGCAGAGAGACUAUUUUAACUUUAUCUGUGAAAUAAUGCUCUCUCUUUCUAGCUGUUACUAAUUUCCCCUUUCUCUCCCUCUCUCUCUCUCUCUCUCUCUCUCUCUUUUUCUCUUGCAGUUGUGGCUUUGGUACUGAACACUCAAUGAGAGCUCUGUAGCUUACAGGCCUAUCUUGCCAGACCCGAUGUGAUUGAACAAACAAAGCCAUAAGGCUACUUCUCUUCUUCUUCUCCUUCUUCUCAAUUAUAGAUACCCUAAAUUUGAAAAAGAGAAGCAAAAGUAGAAUCCUUUCUCUCACUUCAUAACUUCACUGCAGUGAGCUACAUUCAAUGCCGGCGACUUCAAUGAGAACUUAAGCUAUUUUUUCUCCUUGCUUUUCUUAUUCCGAGUUAUAACUAAAGGGAAAAGGCUAGGCUUGGCUUUUGGGUCAAAGCUCAAAGGUGCUUAGACGCUGUUGUGCAAGAGUUGGAAGGGAUGUGUAGUGUGGUUUGAAAAUAGGGUUCCUUUUUAGGAUAAUUUAUGGCAUUUUGGGUGGAAUUUCUCCUCUUGGCUCUUCCCCUUUGCUUGGGUUUUGGCUCUGUGCUUUCCGACGACGGGGCGGCACUGUUGGAGAUAAAGAAAUCAUUUAGGGAUGUAGACAAUGUUCUUUAUGACUGGACAGACUCCCCAUCUUCAUCUUCAGACUACUGUGUUUGGAGAGGAGUCACUUGUGAUAAUACCACCUUCAAUGUCAUUGCACUUAAUCUUUCAGGUUUGAACCUUGAUGGGGAGAUUUCGCCCUCGAUAGGAAAUCUCAAAGACCUGGUUUCCAUUGAUCUCAGGGGAAAUCGUCUCUCUGGGCAGAUCCCUGAUGAGAUUGGUGACUGCUCAUCUUUGAAAAGCCUGGACCUGUCUUUUAAUGAGAUAUAUGGAGACAUUCCAUUUUCAAUUUCAAAGUUGAAGCAGCUAGAAUUUCUGAUUUUGAAGAAUAAUCAAUUGGUUGGACCAAUUCCAUCUACAUUGUCCCAGAUUCCAAACUUGAAAGUUCUAGAUCUGGCACAAAAUAAACUCAGUGGUGAGAUACCUAGACUAAUAUACUGGAAUGAAGUUUUGCAGUAUCUUGGUUUGCGAGGGAACAAUUUGGUGGGUACACUCUCUCCAGAUAUGUGUCAGCUGACUGGGCUGUGGUAUUUCGAUGUAAGAAACAACAGUUUAACUGGGAGUAUUCCUCAAGUCAUAGGCAACUGUACUUCCUUCCAGGUCUUGGACUUGUCCUACAACAAGCUAACAGGAGAGAUUCCAUUCAACAUUGGGUUCUUACAAGUAGCUACAUUGUCCUUGCAAGGUAAUCAGCUGGGAGGGACGAUUCCAUCAGUAAUUGGACUGAUGCAGGCACUUGCCGUAUUAGAUCUAAGUUGCAACAUGUUGACUGGCCCCAUCCCUCCUAUUUUGGGAAAUUUGACUUACACAGAAAAACUGUAUUUGCAUGGUAAUAAGCUGACUGGAUCCAUUCCCCCAGAGCUUGGAAAUAUGACAAGGCUACAUUACUUGGAACUAAAUGAUAAUCAACUCACAGGGCGCAUCCCAGCAGAGCUUGGAAAACUCACCGACUUGUUUGAUCUAAAUGUUGCCAACAACCACCUUGAAGGGCCUAUACCUGAUAAUCUUAGCUCUUGCACAAAUCUCAACAGCCUCAAUGUUCACGGUAACAAGUUGAAUGGAAGCAUACCACGUGCUUUUCAGAGGCUUGAGAGUAUGACAUAUUUGAAUCUCUCCUCGAAUAACAUUGGGGGUAUUGUUCCUAUUGAGCUAUCAAGAAUUGGUAAUUUGGAUACUUUGGAUAUUUCUAAUAACAAAAUUAGCGGGUCUAUUCCUUCUUCACUUGGUGACUUGGAACAUCUCCUAAAGCUGAAUUUAAGCAGAAACCAAUUAUCAGGAGUUAUUCCCGCAGAGUUUGGUAACCUGAGAAGUGUUAUGGAGAUAGAUCUUUCAAAUAAUCAUCUCUCAGGAGUGAUUCCUGAGGAACUAAGUCAACUUCAAAACAUAUUUUCAUUGAGACUUGAAAAUAAUAAUCUUUCAGGAGAUGUAAUGUCUCUGAUCAACUGCCUCAGUCUCACUGUCUUAAAUGUUUCCUACAACAACCUAGUUGGUGUGAUUCCUACAAGCAAUAACUUCUCAAGGUUUUCACCUAACAGUUUUAUUGGAAAUCCUGGUCUUUGUGGCUACUGGCUCAAUUCUCCAUGCAGUGAGUCUCAUCCAAUAGAAAGAGUUACAAUUUCUAAAGCAGCAAUCCUUGGAAUUGCUCUUGGAGCCCUUGUUAUUCUUCUCAUGAUCUUAGUAGCAGCAUGUCGACCGCAUAACCCAAUGCCUUUCCCAGAUGGAUCACUUGACAAACCAGUUACUUAUACUACGCCGAAGUUGGUGAUCCUUCACAUGAAUAUGGCACUCCAUGUAUAUGAGGAUAUCAUGAGGAUGACUGAGAAUUUGAGUGAGAAGUAUAUAAUUGGUUAUGGAGCAUCAAGCACUGUGUACAAAUGUGUACUUAAAAAUUGCAAGCCAGUGGCUAUCAAGAGGCUCUACUCUCAUUAUCCUCAGUGCCUGAAGGAAUUUGAGACAGAACUUGAGACAGUUGGAAGUAUCAAGCAUCGGAAUCUGGUUAGCCUCCAAGGAUAUUCGCUGUCCCCAUCUGGCAACCUCCUUUUUUAUGAUUAUAUGGAAAAUGGCAGUCUCUGGGAUCUCCUGCAUGGCCCUACAAAGAAGAAGAAGCUCGACUGGGAUACUCGUCUUCAGAUAGCUCUAGGAGCAGCUCAAGGGCUAUCAUAUCUACACCAUGAUUGUAAUCCACGCAUCAUUCACAGGGAUGUAAAGUCAUCAAACAUUCUAUUGGACAAGGAUUUUGAGGCUCAUCUCACUGACUUUGGCAUUGCAAAGAGCUUGUGUGUGUCAAAAUCCCAUACUUCUACAUACAUAAUGGGCACCAUUGGUUAUAUAGACCCUGAGUAUGCCCGCACCUCCCGACUUACAGAAAAGUCAGAUGUGUACAGUUAUGGGAUUGUUCUACUUGAAUUGCUGACUGGAAAAAAAGCAGUCGACAACGAAUGCAAUCUUCAUCAUCUGAUAUUAUCCAAGACAGCCAACAAUGCUGUUAUGGAAACUGUCGAUCCUGAGAUCACGGCUACUUGUAAAGAUCUAGGAGCUGUAAAGAAAGUUUUUCAACUUGCUCUUCUGUGCACAAAGAGACAACCAUCAGACCGUCCAACUAUGCAUGAAGUAACACGAGUCCUCGGGAGUCUUGUGCCAUCUACUCUGCCACCAAAACAAUGCAGCCCCGCCCCACCUGCACCAGUCCCAUCCGCUAAAGUUUCGUGCUAUAUGGAUGAGUAUGCAAAUCUCAAGACUCCACACAUGGUGAAUUGUCCCUCCAUGAGCACAUCAGAUGCACAACUGUUCCUGAAAUUUGGAGAGGUAAUUUCCCAGACAAGUGAAAGAAAUGUUCAAGUAUCAUCAUAGUAGGAUAAUUAGAUAUUCCAACAGUGGGUAUUUGGCUAGUGGAUGCUUUUGCUUUUUAACCUGUGAUAAGGGGUUAAUGGCUGAUGGGUGAGUGGAAAUUUCUGUACAAAGAUUUAGUAUCAAUUGUUGUAGCUAAUGAUAAAAAGAAGAAAAAAGAUGAGACUACUUUUACUGAUA